GCUAUAAAAUGUGAGAAGCGUGCGCUAGCCUUUCCCCUCUCUCCAUCCCUCCCUCUCACACACAGUCAUCAGAGAGAGUAUGAGAAGGCUGGACUGCCUGGACUGACUAUACACAGGACUGGGAUACUGCAGCAGGAGUACACACUUCUACCUGAUACCUCUGUCUGCACGCUACAGCACUUAACAGGAGAGCAGCACCAUGACCAGGAAGGUGUUCACCAACACACGGGAGCGCUGGCGGCAGCACAACGUCAACACUGCCUUUGCUGAGCUCCGCAAACUCAUCCCCACCCACCCACCAGAGAAGAAGCUGAGCAAGAACGAGAUCCUGCGGCUGGCCAUGCGCUACAUCAACUUCCUGGUGCAGCUGCUGGAGAGCCAGAGUGGUGAGCCGGCCUCGCACUCCCCCACAGCCCUGCUCACCUUCCUCAGGGGCAACGUGGAAUGUCUCCACUCCUCCUCCCAGACCUGGGGCCUGGCCAGCGAUACUGACGCCCUCUCCCCUGGAUCAAGCUGUGACAGCACCGAGGCCUGGUAGUGUGCCUGCUGCAGUUUCCUCUGAUGGGUGAUCAUCCACCACUCCCUUGGGUGAAACUGUCUGUCACAAUGCCCCCAUCCAUAGACUCCAUUUUGGCUCUGUUACACUUGAGGAGUACAGUGUUGGUGGUGAUGGCAAGCGGAAGAUGAUUGUGGAUGAUGCCGUGCCUGCUGAAUUAAAUACAUUGAGAUGGAUUUAUUUAGCUACACUUUGAUGUUGAAAUUAUGACAGGGGUGGAUGGGAGCCUUGUGAAAUGUCAUCUGUAAUCUGCAUGGAUGUAGCUUGGAUGUAUUCCCCCCUUCAUGUCUGACAUGUAUUUUCAUCUUGUCGGUGGGGAAAGAUGUCCACAUCAAAAAAGUUUAGUUUGGAAAUAAGAAAUAAGGAUGCAUUAAGGCCAUGAAGCAUAAUUUAAUGGAAUUUAUUUGGGAAAGACAUUUCAGGAAAGAUAAAGUCUUGUCCAAUUCACCAAGGACUGCAAUCUAAUUACAAAAAGCUAAGGGCACUUUUUUUUGUUGAAAUUACGAUUUUAUGAUGAGACUGAUUAUGACCUUGCAAAUCGAUUUUAUUAUCAAAAUCCUGCAAUAUGACCACAUUCAUUGAUUGACACAUUGCUGUUAUAUGCAUUGAUUGAUUAUUUAUUGGGAUGACAGGGAUAGAGCUGUAUGAUAACACAAUUGACAAUCCUCUUUGAAAUAUGUGCCUAUUGUAGGACUGUAUUGUAUGAACAGAUAACAGGAAUAGUUUUUGUUGUCUGUCCAUUCAAGUAUUUAUUCAUCUUUUUGUACAAUAAGCAUGUCAUGUAACCAAAGAUUAUUAUUUAACCAUCUUUUGUCAAGGCUAUUGUGAUUAUUUCCUUAUGAUGCUUUUUUGUAAAUUAUGUUGGUUAAUAUUAAGUUGUGAAUAUGUUAUUUAUUGGAACUAUUUAUUUAAAAAUGAUUGUUUGAAUUUAUCAAAAGUAAUAAAGUACACAUUAAGUACCA
This is a messenger RNA of Coregonus clupeaformis (lake whitefish), 1518 nucleotides long. Its product is annotated as T-cell acute lymphocytic leukemia protein 2-like. The record is from RefSeq and is a predicted model, not a curated record. Bases 200 to 538 code for a protein of 112 amino acids. NCBI's taxonomy places the organism in Eukaryota, Metazoa, Chordata, Actinopteri, Salmoniformes, Salmonidae. Gene Ontology annotation, molecular function: DNA-binding transcription factor activity, RNA polymerase II-specific; protein dimerization activity; RNA polymerase II cis-regulatory region sequence-specific DNA binding. The transcript is spliced from 2 exons. Gene Ontology annotation, biological process: regulation of transcription by RNA polymerase II.